This is a messenger RNA of Microstroma glucosiphilum, 1385 nucleotides long. RefSeq names its product WD40 repeat-like protein. Gene Ontology annotation, cellular component: cytosol; peroxisomal matrix. Gene Ontology annotation, biological process: protein import into peroxisome matrix. The record is from RefSeq and is a predicted model, not a curated record. The transcript is spliced from 4 exons. The coding region runs from base 124 to 1266 and encodes 380 amino acids. Lineage: Eukaryota; Fungi; Basidiomycota; Exobasidiomycetes; Microstromatales; Microstromataceae. Gene Ontology annotation, molecular function: protein binding.
CCCGUUACCUUGCACUCGGCUUCGGUAUCACUUCCUUAGCUCAAGCGCUCCGUUGCCUGAGCACUGUGAGCCACGAGUGUUCCGCAGUGAGAAGCCUUCCUAGCUGCCGCUGCAUCAGACUCCAUGGCUCUCCCGGGUGCCCCGCCGCCAGGCAGCGGCCCCUCGAGGCGGUAUCCGCCAUCCGGUCCUGUCUCUCAAAUUCAGACGCCAGGCUUUGCCGGAUACAACAUCGCAUGGAGCCCCUUCUUCCCAGACCGAUUAGCCAUAGCUGGCAGUGCUAAUUACGGACUAGUGGGCAAUGGAAGACUCCACCUCGUCGGCGUCUCGUCACCGCCGGGUGGAGCCGGCCUUCCUCAGAUGAGCCUGCAAAAGGUCUUUGAUACACAGGACGGCCUCUAUGAUGUAGCAUGGUCAGAGGUGCACGAGAAUCAGCUCGUGACGGCAUCAGGGGACGGCUCGAUCAAGCUGUGGGACUCUACGCUCAUGGACCAUCCGAUCCGCAAUUGGCACGAGCACUCAAGAGAAGUCUUCAGCGUUGAUUGGAACAACAUCAAGAAGGAUGUCUUCGUAAGCAGUAGCUGGGAUGCGAGCGUCAAAGUCUGGCAUCCUGAGCAGCCUCGCUCUCUGUCGAGCAUUACCACCCACACCGCCUGCGUGUAUUCUGCUAUGUGGUCACCUCAUAAUCCGGAUGUUCUAGCCACUGCUUGCGGAGACGGCCACCUACGCCUCUUUGACCUUCGAGCUCAAUCCUCGCCCGUUGCAGGCCCACACCCCGUAGCAACAAUACCCGUGGGCGGCGAGGUGCUGUCCUUGGACUGGAACAAGUAUAGGACGUGGAACAUCGCCACUGGCAGUACGGACAAGAGCGUCAAGGUGUGGGAUCUGAGGGGCGCCAGUGCAAAUGCGGCAGCAGGGCCUCCGCCUCCGGGAGGUGCUAACGCGAGGAGUCAAGGGCAGAUUGCAGCGGUGUGUACCGGCCAUGAGUAUGCAGUCAGGAAAGUGGCCUUUUCGCCCCACUCACCCUCACUCCUGGCCUCGGCAAGCUACGAUAUGACCGCCCGGAUAUGGGACGUAGACCACCCUUCUGCAUCGCUAUCGUCUGUUGCUUCGCGCCUCGGCCAGCCUCAGGGCAUGGGAGGAGCGCUGAAGAAAGUACACGAUGCCCACACUGAGUUCGUUGUUGGGCUGGCGUGGGGCCUCUUCCAGGAGGGUCUGGUAGCAAGCACUGCCUGGGACAUGUCCGUGCACCUGUGGCCAUCACGUUGAAGAGGCAAUACCCAAUGACCUAUGAGGCAUAAGUAUGAGCACAGAUGUGAACAUCGAGGAGAUCUGCGACGAUCGAGAUUGCUUUGUACGGCCCUAGGGUGAAGGUGGUCCGCACUGGU